AUGCCCCCCAAAGCAGCCGGACGCGGCGCUGCAAGAAGGCCAGCGCUCGCUGGCUCUACAGAAGAUACCGCCAAUACAGCGUCGUCGUCGUCGUCGUCUACAGCACCCUCCGCACGACCCCCCGUCCAACGCCUACAGUCUCUGAAUAGACGCACGCCAGGAGGAAGUAUAGGACCCAGAGGAGGAUCGCUCUCCCGCGGCGAGUUAGGAGGACCAACCAAACCGGCCCUAAAAUUUGCACCACGAUCCGCCAAUCGACGUGCCAAAGAGGAGCGAGAUGCCUUAAUAGAAUUAGAAGCAGAGAGGAACCGACAGCGGUUAUCAGAAGCAGAAGCAAUACAACGAGCACGGCUCGGAAAUGCUCCCAGGGCACGGGGUAGAGGGGGGCGAGGUGGGGUGAUGUUUGGUGGUCCGGGAGGCUUCAAACGAGGCCGUGGUGGCCGAUUUGAGAAUGAUUCACGCUCCUCGCCAGCUUUGCGACAUACUCUUUCCCGCUCACACACACCAGCACAUUGGCGAUCAAACAACAAUGGUGGCUAUUCCUCGGACGAGAAUGAGCAAGCUUCAGCCCUCCGGAUCAGUAUUGAUGAAAUCAAUCUGGACGAUAGUAGUGAAGACGAAGAAGAUUCAAAAGAUGCAAAGGGCAAAAAGGCCGUUAAGAAACUGGCUAUACCUCUUCGAGGCCCCAGGCCUAUUCGAGUGGAACGUCAUGAACAUGAAGAACGAAUCGUCAGUGUCGAUGUUGACGCCAGUACUAGUAUUGCAGCUGAACCGAGUCGCAAGACACUAGAAGAGGAGGAGUCGGACAAUGAAUUAUUCAUUAGUGAAGACCCUGCCACUCCGAAGGUCAAGCGGGAGCCUACAGAUGGCGAUUUGGUUAUGGCGGAUGUACCGCAUGCCGAGGAUCUCGAUGAGACGCCUCUCCCUGCGCAGCGCGUGAAGGCACGAAAGAGCGUAGUCGUUAAAGAUCCUCGAAGCCUGCUACGAACAAAAGAAGAGAUUGAAGAGUUUGACCGUCAUAAUGAAGACCUCGAGACUUUGAAGGAUAUCUUGACACCUGAUGAGCCAGUUACAGUGGAGAAACAAGCCACGACUACAGAGGGUGAAUGCAAAGGAGAUGGCGGAAAAGCAGAGGAGGAAGUAAAAGAAGAAGAGACUGUCGACAAAAACGCCGGCCGCUUAUACCUAAUUCAAUUCCCACCCUUGACGCCUAAUCUGACUGUGCCCGGUGAAGCAGAGCCUCUUGAAGUACAAGACAACGUGGCUACAGAAGAUGUCACGGUGGUACAGGAGAAUCCUACACAAGGCCUAGGCGAUAUUGAGGUGAAGAGGGAAGAAGACCAAGAAGAAAAGGUGAACGUCGCAAAGAAACCAGCAGGAAAACUUGUGACUGCGACUCAGCGCCAACUGCCGGCCGGGCGGGUCGGACGACUGCAUCUCCACAAGUCAGGCCGUGUCACCUUGGAUUGGGGUGGGAUUUCAUUUGAGCUGGAUAAGGGCGCCAACGUCAAUUUUGUGCAGGAAGCGGUCAUUGCAUCUACACCGUCGACCAUGGGGGCUGGCGAGGAGGAUACCGGAGAGAGAAGCGUGUGGUCUAUGGGACAGCUCAGCGAGAAAUUUGUUGCAAGUCCUGAGUGGAACAAGCUUACAAAAGAAGACUUUUUUUCUCUCGACGUCAUCCAAUUCCAGCUAUCCUUGCUGCAUUCGGCUUAG
This is a messenger RNA of Talaromyces stipitatus ATCC 10500, 1713 nucleotides long. RefSeq names its product DNA-directed RNA polymerase III RPC4, putative. The record is from RefSeq and is a predicted model, not a curated record. Lineage: Eukaryota; Fungi; Ascomycota; Eurotiomycetes; Eurotiales; Trichocomaceae. The transcript has 2 exons. Gene Ontology annotation, cellular component: RNA polymerase III complex. Gene Ontology annotation, biological process: transcription by RNA polymerase III. The coding region runs from base 1 to 1713 and encodes 570 amino acids. Gene Ontology annotation, molecular function: DNA binding.